Molecule: messenger RNA, 480 nt
Organism: Suillus subaureus
Lineage: Eukaryota; Fungi; Basidiomycota; Agaricomycetes; Boletales; Suillaceae
Product: ubiquitin-40S ribosomal protein S31 fusion protein
Exons: 5
Coding region: 1-480 (159 amino acids)
Biological process (GO): protein ubiquitination; translation; modification-dependent protein catabolic process
Cellular component (GO): ribosome; cytoplasm; nucleus
Molecular function (GO): protein tag activity; structural constituent of ribosome; ubiquitin protein ligase binding
Source: RefSeq, a predicted model, not a curated record
AUGCAAAUCUUUGUAAAGACCCUCACGGGCAAAACUAUCACUCUUGAAGUCGAGUCUUCAGACACCAUCGACAAUGUCAAAGCCAAGAUCCAGGACAAGGAGGGCAUUCCCCCCGACCAGCAGCGCCUGAUCUUCGCUGGAAAGCAGCUCGAGGAUGGCCGUACUCUUAGCGACUACAACAUUCAGAAGGAGUCCACUCUUCACUUGGUUCUUCGCCUCCGUGGUGGUGCUAAGAAGCGCAAGAAAAAGACCUACAACACCCCUAAAAAGAUCAAGCACAAGCGCAAGAAGGUCAAGAUGUCCAUCUUGAAAUACUACAAAGUGGACUCGGACGGGAAGAUCAAGCGUCUUCGCCGCGAGUGCCCCAACGCUGAGUGCGGUGCUGGUGUCUUCAUGGCUUUCCACACAGAUCGUCAAUACUGUGGCAAGUGCCAUAUGACGUACACCUUCCAACCUGGUGCAAAGCCUCCUGCUGUGUAG